AUUGCCUUUCAAUUUUCGUGAAAAAGCUCGUUGUAUCGUAUCGAGCGAUUUCGAGCAUUUUGCGUUUAACUAUUGAUACAUUUUGUGAUAUUUUGUUCUUCUAAUCUCAUAAUUUAGUUGUAAGAUUCUAGCCGUUAUUAUAAAUAACGUUUAAUCCAAAGUGGUUUUACUUAGAAGUACGCUAGUGAUAUACUGACAGAUCGAUUCGGCGUUGCGAAGUUACAGGUUAUAGUAAAAAAUAAUUUAGUUUUCGUAGAAUAUUUAGUUGCAAAUAAUUAAAAUGGAGAGCAUGGAUGUAGCGCAAGAAGGUACAUCAGCGGCGGCGACGCCGGUAGCCGAAAAUGGGCCUGACAAGAAUGUUACUGCGGAGGAAAUGACCUCCAGGGACUACUACUUCGACUCUUACGCACACUUCGGCAUUCACGAGGAGAUGCUGAAAGACGAAGUGCGCACACUCACAUACAGAAAUGCUAUGUACCACAAUGCGCACCUGUUCAAGGGUAAAACAGUGCUAGACAUUGGUUGUGGCACAGGCAUCCUGUCAAUGUUUGCAGCCAAGGCUGGUGCCACCAAAGUCAUUGCAGUAGAGUGCUCCAACAUAGUGGACUACGCUCGCAAGAUUAUAGAGGCUAACAAACUCAGUGACGUCAUUGAGAUUGUUAAAGGCAAGGUUGAAGAAGUUGAGUUGCCAGUUGAGAAGGUGGACAUCAUCAUAUCAGAGUGGAUGGGCUACUGUCUCUUCUACGAGAGCAUGCUGGACACAGUGCUGUACGCUAGGGACAAAUGGCUGAACACCAACGGCAUACUCUUCCCUGACAGAUGCACACUGUUCAUCUGCGGCAUCGAGGACCGUCAGUACAAGGACGAGAAGAUCAACUGGUGGGACAACGUGUACGGUUUCGACAUGUCCUCCAUCAGGAAGGUGGCCAUCUCCGAGCCGCUCGUCGAUGUCGUUGAUGCUAAACAGGUGGUGACCAAUUCGUGUUUACUAAAAGAAAUAGACUUAUACACAGUCAAGAAAGAAGAUCUUAACUUUGAAUCUAAGUUCCAUCUACAGGUCCGUCGCAACGACUUUAUCCAAGCACUAGUGACGUUCUUCAACGUGGAGUUCACGAAGUCGCACAAGCGGCUCGGGUUCAGCACCGCCCCCGAAGCGCCCUACACGCACUGGAAGCAGACCGUCUUCUACUUCGAUGAUUACAUGACUGUAAAGAAGUUCGAAGAGAUCACGGGCACAUUCUCAAUGCGUCAAAACGCGCGGAAUAAUCGCGAUCUUGAUUUCGAAAUCGAGAUCGACUUUAAAGGCGAACUGUGUCAAGUUCGGGAGAAGAAUCACUACAGGAUGCGCUGAAUAGACCUCCUUGGGCCGCCCGACCAGCCUUCACCGACAAACACAGCCCCCGUUACGAAUACUACUGUUUUACUGCACCAAUACUGUACUACCAUAUGGAGUUGCAUAGCCUGCAUGCUAAGGUACGAUAAUGUGAUUGGAAAACGGCUCCUUUUUCAUAAAAUUCCAGAAUUACCGCUUCAGAAUGUUAGUUUUUGCAAAACUGAUAAAAUACUGUUAAAUUUUAUCAAUCGUUUUGUACGGAGUAGGAUCUGGUCAGUGCUUAAUAGCCCUAACUCGUGUGAUUUUUGUUAUAUCUAAAAUACAUUUAAGAUUUAAUAUUUUUGUAGGAGAUAGACAUUCUAUAUUUUUUAACAUAUAAUUCUUAUCUCUUGUAAUGUAUAACAUUCGUUAGAACAUUUUGACCUGACUAGUUUCACUUGUACAACACACACAUCUGCAAAGCAAGACACAUGUGGUGUUUGAAUUAACUAAAAUUCCAUGAUAUUCUUGACCAUUAAGUAAUAAGACAGUAUCAGUGAAGAUAAAUGUUUGAAUAUUGUUUCUUUGUCGCUUUGUGUAAAGGGCAAGUGUAACAAUGUCCGAAGGCUGGUAAUAGUAAACGAAUUUUGUAACAAGAAUAUGUUUUAAGGAAAUAUGGUCGCUGUGUAAUUUUUAAUUAAUUAAACAAUAAGUAGUUUCGACUCACUUUAUUUGGAUUCGUUCAUUUUCCAUUAUUUUAUAAUUUUUGUCGUGUGAUAUUUUUUAGUUCUCAUUUAUAUCGGUGGAUAAGUGGCUAUAAGUAAUUGGAACAAGACAUAGCUCGCGGUGAAUGCCUGCUCCUUGUAAUAGCUAGACCAGCUAGCUCUGCCUGAAGUUGCCAGCAACAUGUUCCUUUUUCUAUACUUUUGUAAAAUCCGAUACAAAAGAUUGUUAAUUAGGUUAAUACUUCAAUUUAAUCUACAAAUAAAUAGUCAACAAAGUAAUGUAGUUAAACUUAAUCGACAAGAAAUCGGCUAGGUAUUUAAUAAAUAGACGAUUGUACCUUUCAGUAUUUUUGUUGUAAUUGACAGCUCGAAUAAAGUGAGUUGAGAAGAUUUGACGACGUUUAUGAAUUAAGUUAGUGUCUCACGUUUGUAUGACCGCCUAAAGAUACUGCUAAGCCCGCUGGAGCGCGGGGACUAUUAUAGAAUUUCAUAAAACACCGUAUUACUAAACUUGUAUACAUGUUAAUGGCAGUUUUGAAUUAUUGUUUAAGCGCAUUACUUUGUAACCCUAACCAAACAAGAUUACUGCAAUUUAUGUCUAAAGUAUAUAGCUUACUUAACCCAGUGUCCGUAAGUGUAAUUAUAUGUAUGAUGUACAUGGUUGUUAGCAUAGGAAUGUAACCUUUAAAUCUUAUUGCUAUUCACAAAACUUCACAAGCAUGUAUUGUAAGCCCGUGUUAGAGAUAGGUUUCACAUGACAGGCAUGAUAUUAUUUUUAUAUUGUGUAUCGUAAAUAUAUAAGGACUAAUAUGUAGGGCUGAUCGGUAGAACAUCGAUUUAAAUAUCUGUAAUAAUUUGUUUCUAAGCAACCAAAGUGAAUAUUAGCAGUGAGAUUGUAAAAGAUCUAGUCAGACGGUGAUACUAUAAAAAUUCACUAUACUUUGAAUCAAUUUACGUUUCUUACUGUGCUCUGGGACUCUUAUAAAAUUGCUCAAGAAAUGCGCCCCAAUUUAAAAGUGCAAAUGCCGUAUGAUUAAUAAUAUAGCGUUGCAAAAUGGACCCUAUGAAAUGAAGAGUUAGUUUCACCCUUCUUAAAUAUUUUCUGGCAGAUUACGACACGCCGUUGAUGUUAAAAAGAAGAGUUUAAUCUUCAUCGAGAUCUACAGCAAACGAGCAAUUUUUGCUAGCUUUCAUAUAGUUUCAUAGACUGGCCCAAAAUUGAUAUAUAAUUAGUAGAAAUGAUAUAUAAGGUACUUCUUACCUUCGUGGGGUUCAUUUCAUAACAGAUACGUUUAAAACUGCCAUCAACAAUCUGUUAGGUGUGAGAGCACUUCAUUGUAUAAGUUGAUGUUCAACAACCGAUGCCAAUGUCGCCACACAGUGGCAUUAUUACUAUUUUCUACGGUUUAGCGACCGUACAUGGUGUACGAAUAUUUGUGGUGCAUUCAUGAAUAAGUACCUAUAAGAAA
Molecule: messenger RNA, 3506 nt
Organism: Trichoplusia ni (cabbage looper)
Lineage: Eukaryota; Metazoa; Arthropoda; Insecta; Lepidoptera; Noctuidae
Gene: Art1
Product: protein arginine N-methyltransferase 1
Exons: 8
Coding region: 281-1351 (356 amino acids)
Biological process (GO): peptidyl-arginine methylation
Cellular component (GO): nucleus
Molecular function (GO): protein-arginine N-methyltransferase activity
Source: RefSeq, a predicted model, not a curated record